Ceratitis capitata (Mediterranean fruit fly) is the source of this 2952-nucleotide messenger RNA. RefSeq lists its product as uncharacterized. The coding region runs from base 109 to 2718 and encodes 869 amino acids. NCBI's taxonomy places the organism in Eukaryota, Metazoa, Arthropoda, Insecta, Diptera, Tephritidae. The transcript is spliced from 5 exons. The record is from RefSeq and is a predicted model, not a curated record.
UGAACACAAUUGCCGCAACUGUAUUUGAAUUUCAUGUAAGGAGAAGCGUCUCAAAAAUAAUUUUAAAAUUAAUUCUUCGUGUUUAUUUUUACAGGCGUUAAAAACAGAAUGAGUGUUUCGAUGCGGGAAACUAAAAGCCAAGGAUCAACUAAAACAAACAACCGAAAAAACUCUCGUCGUACCCGCACCGAAAAUUUGGAAAAGGAAGUGGAACUUAUAAUGUCACAAGAAGAUGAUAGUGAUCACGAAAUGGAAAUGGAAAUAGAAAUUUCGAAAGAAAACCAGGUACCGGGUACUCCCAAGAAAACUGAAGGCGUUGGCCACUUCCCGCAAACGCCAAGCAGUAGAAGAAUUGAGAAUUUAAACCAAACUCCACGUCGUAGUGCCCGAAAAAGUAUCAAACCCGUUCAAGAAUACGAAGACAUUGUAAGUUGUAAGCGCCAGCUGAGAUCUGCAGCCAAAAUUGAUGUAGAAAAUACUGAGCUAGUUGUUGAAGAACAACAAGCCAAGUGGACGCCUGCCAAGGUAGGUCGCGUGUCACAAAAGAGAGGACGAAAAAGUCGCAAAACUGCUGGCGAUAAAAGCAAAUCAAAGGCGCUUAGUGGUAACGAAAGUCAAGAUAUCGUUGGAGUGAACAAAUUACAAGAUGACAAUGACAAACCAGAUAUUGAUUCACAGGAAGAGAAUAAUUUACAUAAUGAACAUGAAGAUCAAAUAAUUAUUAGCGGUGUAGAGAGUAACGUAGUCGAAGAUAGUACUUUUAAGAACGAGGAAAAUAUUAAAAAAGAAGGAAAGAAAAUCAAUAUCGUAAACAGUGAUGCAAUUGAGGAAGGGGUAAAGCAAAAUUUAAAUUUAGAUGCUAAAGGAACAAAUGUUAUUGAUACGGAAGUAUAUAUAAUAGAAUCUAAAAAUAUGUCGCAUACAGAAGAUAAUGGCAAGGAAUCGUUUAUUGACGAGGAAGAAAGUGCACUGAAUGAAACAUUUGAAAAAGACAAUAUUGUUGAUGUUGGAGAUGAUAAGGGUCAAGAAAAUGGUUUUGGGACCUAUUUGAAGAGUAAUAACUUAGAUAUAUCAGAUUUAGGACUGAAUCCAUUAAAUGAAGAUGUAAAUCUAAUAGAUGAUUUACCAAAUACUGAGCACAAAACCGAUAAAAUUACCGAAGCGAAGGAAAAUAAUAAAAUUGCUUUUCCAGUUGUAACAAUAAUGGAUGAUACAUUAAAUAGUAGUGAUUGUAUUUUGGUAAACGCCAAUGUUGAAGAAAAAACAGAAGACGAUAUGCAACCAUUGAGACUUUCUGAUGAUGAAACGCCUUCAUCACCCCUAUCAAAAGCACCUCGUAUUAUACUUACAACGGAUGAGGGAGAAGAUCAAACAUUGAAUUCUAGCACUCUUCUUAAUGAAGGUACUACCCCAAAACGCUACUCAAAAACAGCAAUGCGUAUGCCGACACCAUAUAAACCCAAAACUGAUCAUCUAAUAAACGAAACUAAUAUGGAUCAAGAGGAUUCUGAGCCAGAAGUACCAUCUAUUACAAUUGAAGUUUCAAAAAUGGAACCUAAAGAAAUUGUAGUAAAUAGUAUUAGAAAGCGUUCAUGGUCCGUCUGCAUUGGUGGUGCUGAGGUGCAAAAUAAGCGCAAAAAUGUUACAUUUUACAGUCCAGCUAAUCAAACGACAAUCUUGGAAGAUUUAGAUGAACGCAUUGUGCAGAGCGUCAAAAAGAUUGCAAAAGGAAAAUCAGAUACCGAUGGCGCUUUUAUCACUCAACGUCGCAAAAGAUCUAUGUCCUUUGAUGAGGCUAUGAUUAAUAAAUCAAAAUGCCGAAAUCAAACUCCGGGUAAAAUAGGCGUGACACCACAAAAAGUGAAACCAGCGCGUACUAAAUUACCCAAUUUCGCAGCUAUACAUCAGAAAAAUUUCGAAAAAAUGGAAAAUCUUGUCGAGCAUGUCAAUCGCAAGGCAGAACGUGCUAAAAUACUAACAAAUUCUGCUACAAAAGCUCGUGCUACUUCUGCACAAAAACCAGCCAAGAGCCAACAAGUCAGUUCAUCCACCGCAACUGUUUCGGAAAAACCGAAAGCCGUAAAACGUAUAAAUUUACAAACUACCGAGACAUCAACAUUUUCCAUUGCAGGGCAUAUGCCAAUGCAAAAAACAACCCAUACGCCACGGAAAGAAACACAAGAAUCUAAGCUUCCCGUACCACGAAUUGCCAUUUGCAAACCAAUUUCUGUACCAGAAAUAACACAUAACGAAAACUGUGAAGUAAAUUUGCCAAACCCACGUCGAGGCAUCAUUAAGCCUCACACCAUUACUAAUGCCAGCGGCAAGAAUAAGCAAAUGACGCCGGGAAAGAAUGUGCUAAAGCCAACGCAAUCAAGACAAGCCGGCCAGCGACCAGCUUUCAAUUUAUCAACUGCACUCGAAUCAUCACAGGCCAACAUUGCAAAGCCAAUAAACACAAUCGGCGGACAGUCAACUGCGGCCGUUGUAGCUAAAGCAAAUGCCACAAAAACCACAACACAAGCACCAACAAUAUCUUUUGAUGAAAAAAUGGCUUCACGACGACAACGUCGUAUGGAUAUGUUUAAAGGGCGUGGUGCAAGUACGCGCACUACACCUGGCACAGCAGAAAAAAAUUUCGGUAAUCUAAUAAGAGGAGUACGUUCAAAUCGUAGAUUUGAAUUACAAAUGGCGCACCGUAAGAAUAUGGAACACUAAACGAAAGAGAAGAAAAUUAUAUUUUUUUUGGAAUUUAUAUACUUAUAAAUAAAUCUGAUCUACUUGGUUUCAUGUUAUUUAGAAUACACUUGGAUGGCUUGUUAGCCAAUUUUGUAUUAGUUAAAAAAAAAAAAACAAAAAAAAAAAUGUUCGACAAAGCUUUAGUCAACAUUAAUUGCAUUAAAUUUAAAUGUUAAAUACAUGUUACUGUAUAACUUUAACAAAUAACUCAAA